CGCCCCCCCAACAGUGGGGAUGGGUUGAGGAGGUGAUCUGUGAAAUCAGCCCUCUUAUUUGCCUACCCUCUCCCAGCUAUGGGGUUGUGGCUCCCAGGAUGUCCUCCUCCCCAGAGGGAGAGCCAGAGGUGUCCCUUGUCCCCCAGGGACAGAUCUGUCCAUUGUUUGCCCCCCAACGCCCAGCCGUGGGGUGAGUAACACAAGGCAUGGCCUCCCCAUCUGUAAUCCUGGGCUCCCCAGCUCCCCAGAAAGGGUCCCCACCAUUGUUUCUUCACCUGCCUCCCUACCUCCAGCCACGGGGCUGGUAUUCAGGAUGAGGUCCUGACACUCAUCCUCAUACCCCAGCCAUGUGGUCACUCAUUCCAGAAUCUCCCCUUCCUAGGAGAUGUCAAGGGGUCCCCCUGCAGCCCCAAAGGCCUCCCAGGUAUUAUUUAUGGCCGCCCCGAGCUGGCGGUUGGAAUUCAAGAUCUUCCAUCCAGUUGGGCAAACGGACCCAAGCUUCCUACCAGAGGAGCCCAGGAUGGAGAGAGGGGCCGAGCCGUGGAGUUGGGGACCGGACACCCCGAGUGCCGGGUCCCCUGACUUCCAUCCAGAUCCUGCCGCCGGAGCAGCCGGCACUUCCACGCCUGGGAUGCGGCGCUCGGUGCUGGUCAGGAAUCCAGGCCACAAAGGCCGGAAAGUGACUUAUGAAGAGCGUGACUCCGGCUCAGAAGACCUGGACCCCAAUCCAGAAGAGCUGGACCCAGUUUCUGAAGACCCAGAGCCUGACCAGGAAGACCUCAACACUGUCUCUGAAGACGUGGACCCCAGCUACGAAGAUCUGGAGCCCGUCUCCGACGAUCUGGACCCCGAUGCCGAAGCUCCGAGCUCCAUCUCGGGGACCCGUGACUCGGAUCGCCAAGAUCUUGACCCCAUGUCUUCGAGUUUCGACCUCGAUCCAGACGUCAUCGGCCCUGUCCCCCUCGUUCUCGACCCUAACAGCGACACCCUCAGCCCCGCCGCCGCCCCAGACCUGGACCCCCUCUCCUCCGGCCUCACCGCCACCCCCGAGGUCCUGGCCACCAGCCCCGCGGGGCUGCCUGCACCUGCCAGCCCGCCCCGGCCCUUCUCCUGCCCCGAUUGCGGGCGCGCCUUCCGCCGCAGCUCGGGGCUGAGCCAGCACCGGCGCACCCACAGCGGCGAGAAGCCGUACCGCUGCCCCGACUGCGGCAAGUCGUUCAGCCACGGCGCCACGCUGGCGCAGCACCGCGGCAUCCACACGGGCGCGCGGCCCUACCAGUGCGCCGCGUGCGGCAAGGCGUUCGGCUGGCGCUCCACGCUGCUCAAACAUCGCAGCAGCCACAGCGGCGAGAAGCCACACCACUGCCCCGUGUGCGGCAAGGCCUUCGGCCACGGCUCGCUGCUGGCCCAGCACCUGCGCACGCACGGCGGCCCGCGGCCUCACAAGUGCCCGGUGUGCGCCAAGGGCUUCGGGCAGGGCUCGGCGCUGCUCAAGCACCUGCGCACGCACACGGGCGAGAGGCCCUACCCGUGCCCGCAGUGUGGCAAGGCCUUCGGCCAGAGCUCGGCGCUGCUCCAGCACCAGCGCACGCACACGGCCGAGCGCCCCUACCGCUGUCCCCACUGCGGCAAGGCGUUCGGCCAGAGCUCCAACUUGCAGCAUCACCUGCGCAUCCACACGGGCGAGCGGCCCUACGCGUGCCCCCACUGCUCCAAGGCUUUCGGGCAGAGCUCGGCGCUGCUCCAGCACCUGCACGUGCACUCCGGAGAGCGCCCCUACCGCUGCCAGCUCUGUGGCAAGGCUUUCGGCCAAGCCUCCAGCCUCACCAAGCACAAGCGGGUGCACGAGGGCGCAGCAGCCGCCGCCGCCGCCGCCGCUGCCGCUGCCGCCGCUGCCGCCGGCCUGGGUCUCAGCCCUGCUUCGAUGUUGAGGCCCGGGCAGGUCUCCCUCCUGGGGCCUGAUGCUGUGUCUGUGCUGGGCUCUGGCCUGGGCCUCAGUCCUGGCCCCAGCUCUGGCCUGCGCCCUGACCCUGGCUCUGUGCUGGGCUCCCUCCCCAGUCCCAGCUCCAAACCCGGAUCUACCCCCACCCCCGAUCCUACCGAGUCUUCUGACCCCAAGCCCGGUCACCACGCCAAGCCUGACCCUGUGGCCAGCCCUGACCGCGGCUCUGAUCCCAGCCCUGCCUCGGAUCCUGUGCCCAGCCCAGACCCCAACCCUGAGUCCCACCCUGGCCCCUGCUCUCCCACCCAUGUCGCUGUCAGCCCAGCGCUCCCAACCGGCGAUAAUCCCGAGUGGGUGCAGCAGCAAGGGGCGCUGCUGGGGCCUGAUGGCUGAAGGGGACGCUGGCAACCACAGGGGGCCUGGGGAAGCUGUGUGUCGUGCACUUAGUAAAACCCUCCCAUUGCCUCCUG
This is a messenger RNA of Equus quagga, 2412 nucleotides long. RefSeq names its product zinc finger protein 358 (gene ZNF358). The record is from RefSeq and is a predicted model, not a curated record. The transcript is spliced from 3 exons. Gene Ontology annotation, cellular component: nucleus. The coding region runs from base 386 to 2335 and encodes 649 amino acids. NCBI's taxonomy places the organism in Eukaryota, Metazoa, Chordata, Mammalia, Perissodactyla, Equidae.